AUGGAUCACAAACAGCCCGCUUUGUCGCGCACCUUGCCGAAGGAUUUUACGUUCCACGCUUUCGAUGAGCCUCGCACGCCAACAAGACCAGCCAAGGAGCUCGAGAUCCCGCCGCCUCCACAUCAUUCUUCUUAUCGCCUUAGGAGGCCUCCACUUGAUAUUAUCUCGAAUCUCGGUUAUAAUGCGAUGCCGUUUUGCUCCCCGGAUGUUCCCUUGCCCUCUAUUGAAUUCUCCAAGGAAGUAGAUACGUCUUCCAGCUCGUUAGAUACUAAUCUAACUAGACACACAUCUCCCGGGCGCCUUGAAGUACCGCCGCCACAGAGACGCGAUCCUAAGACCCCUGAAGCGCAAGUACGAGAAGAUAUCGUGGGAGAACGCCGUAGCUGGAGAGAGGAGAGCUUCACCUCUGGAUCUGACCCUAUUCCACGCCCAUCUUCAGCUUGCUCAAAUACUUCAGAUUCAUCAGUGUCCUCAAGUGGAUCUUUUGGCUCUCAUCCCUCUUUCGGCGGCAGUUGUACGAGUUUUGAGAGUGAGAUUCAAGACCCUUUUCUUGCGCACUCAUUUCCUGAUCGAAAGCAACCCCUCGAGUCUCCUUCUAAACCUGCAAUCGCGCGAAAUGUUUCACCUCAAUUUCCAGGUGGCCAUCGAUGGACAUCGGAGAUGGAUAAUCAUCUGUGGAAUGCUUAUCAACUGUACCUCCAGGACCCAACCAUCACCCCAUUCAAAACCGUUCCAGGCAGCGUUCCGCCACUUGGUGUGUCCCAUCGUGUUGCUAGAGAAGCUCGCAGGACAUGGCCAAGAGUAAAGCACGGUCUCGCCAAAAGGCAUGGUCAAGAUACAUCUCAGGAACUCGAAUCAAAAGCCGACCCAACGCCCGAAGCAAGGAGUGGUAGCUGCACCCCUAAACCUGGAGUGGUCAACUCUAAACCGCUUUGGCCACGGUCCGAUGCCUCGACAAGGAAGAGGCUAAAGCAACUUUGCAGAAGAAGGUUUUCCAUUGCGCCACAUUAUCAAAGGCUUCUACAAUCUCGAAGCCCUUCACCUUUCCCUGAGCUUUUCAUCCGCUCUUCUUCUAGCUCGCUCUCCAUGGGAUCAUACGGUGCCUCUAAUCCUUUUGCUCGUGAUCUUGGUGUUUCACUUGUCGCAACGUCUCUGCCUGCUAGUAUUCCUGCAGUCACUAUUGAAAAUAAACAUGUAAAUUCCGAGCAGACAAACUGGUUUAACAAUGUUGCGGAACAACCUCUAGCGAUGGAACCCCAAACCCAAUCCGAGUUGCAGCCUCCAAGGAAUCUAGUCGAUGAAGGCCCAGCUACCAUCCCUCGCCUUGGUUCACCGUUCAUGUAUCAUACAUGGGGCCCUGAUACUUCUCGUCGCCACCUUCGUCCAGUUCCACCCCCGAAUGUUCCUGAAACCAUCCAUGGACCCACUGGCUCGCGGCUCCGCUCCUCUAUCCCUCCUGAAAUGAUCACGAGCGCUCACAAAAGACGCGCAAUGAACCAAUUAGACGAUGAAAUCAGCCCAGAUAGAAACGCACCUCCCGACCUCCUACCAGAGCCCUCAAAGGACGAGAAGAAGAACCCGAAUUAUCGACGAGUCAGACUGCGAAAUCGCGGGGCAACUACGAGUGGACUAAGCUCUCGAGAACGGUUGAAUCAGCUUUUCACUCCACCGUCGCAUUUUGGCUCCAACGAGAGCAAGGCUAGCGCUCUUCCGGCAACCUCAUCCCAGGCUGAACCGCGAAAGGAAGAAAUUAAGAGGCUCGGGUCGCCGUUUAACUCUGACCGUUGUGCAGGCAGAUCUUUACAGUCACGCCAUGCACCUUCACGCUCAGAACCUUUUAUCCUUGCCAGGCCCACCCGAGACAGAGCUUCUAGUCUUCAAAGCCCUCCGCCGUUCUAUUUCCAGCAUAAGGAUGAUGUGGUUUCUUCCCCCCCAGCUUGA
Coccidioides posadasii C735 delta SOWgp is the source of this 1941-nucleotide messenger RNA. RefSeq lists its product as uncharacterized. NCBI's taxonomy places the organism in Eukaryota, Fungi, Ascomycota, Eurotiomycetes, Onygenales, Onygenaceae. The record is from RefSeq and is a predicted model, not a curated record.